Funneliformis geosporum is the source of this 221-nucleotide messenger RNA. Lineage: Eukaryota; Fungi; Glomeromycota; Glomeromycetes; Glomerales; Glomeraceae. The record is from the annotation of a GenBank genome assembly.
UUCCUAAAGUACCACCAUUUGUACUUGGAAUCAUUUCAAAUAAUAAUGAAAAUGUAUCUCAUGUAUACAAAAUUCAUAAUCAAGUAUUAGAACUUGCGGCACAUUUUAAAAUUCAUAUUCUAUCAAUUGAAGCUGAUAGCAUAUCAAUAGAAAUUAAAGCUCAAAAAAAUAUUAUGCAAACUAAUACUAAAACAAAACUAAAUUUAUUGAUGAAUUAUAUA